AUGCUGAUUUCAAUAUCCCAACCGGUAGACCGACUCUAUCUUGCAUCUUAUACUCACAAACCGAGCGAAUCCACUCCAUUCCAGUUUCCCACGCAACCAAAGUCCCCAAGCAAGAGGGCCUUCAAGACUCAACCAGCAGCAGGGAGCGCACCAAGAAAUAACAACCCGGUAUAUUUCACAGUUGACGACUACCUUCUUUAUAAUUCCUUCCAUGCCGAUUUUGGCCCUCUGCACAUUGGUCACCUGUACCGUUUCGCGGUCCAUUUCCAUGAAAUAUUGGGGGACCCUACAAACAAUGACCGGGCUGUUGUUUUCUGGAGCAAGCCUGAUGCCAGAAGUCGUGCCAAUGCAGCUUGCUUGGUUGCAUGCUACAUGGUCCUGAUUCAAUCGUGGCCUCCUCACUUGGCUCUGGCACCCAUUGCACAGGCAGAUCCUCCAUAUAUGCCUUUCAGAGAUGCAGGAUACAGUCAGGCAGAUUUCGUUCUGACAAUCCAGGACAUAGUGUAUGGUGUGUGGAAGGCGAGGGAAGAAGGACUUUGUGGGUUGAAGGACUUCAGUCUGGAAGAGUAUGAAAAAUAUGAGCGCGUGGACAUGGGAGAUUUUAACUGGAUUACACCGCACUAUCUCGCAUUUGCGUCGCCGCAGCAUCAACCAGUUGAGCCAAUCCCACAAAACACAGCAGAAUAUGCCGCUUUGCCUUCAACAAUCUCUGAAGUGCUCAGUUCGGAUCUUCCUGUUCCUUUUAAGAAUGUCCUCUCUCACUUUUCGUCCCGUAACAUUGGUCUGGUCGUCAGACUAAACUCGGAGCUCUACAGCCCGUCAUACUUCACUGCAAUGGGCAUUAGCCAUAUGGAUAUGAUAUUUGAAGAUGGGACAUGUCCGCCACUUCCAUUAGUCCGGCGAUUCAUCAAAAUUGCACACGAGAUGAUUCACAAGAAAAAGGGAAUAGCGGUGCAUUGUAAGGCGGGGCUUGGUCGAACAGGCUGCCUGAUUGGAGCGUACCUGAUUUACCGUUAUGGUUUCACAGCAAAUGAGGUUAUUGCUUUCAUGAGGUUCAUGCGACCGGGGAUGGUUGUUGGGCCUCAGCAACAUUGGCUCCAUCUCAACCAGGGCAGCUUCCGUGAAUGGUGGUUUGAAGACACCCUCAGAGAGAAACUGGCAUUUUCCAACCCUACAACCCCUGGCAAAUCAAUCCAAAAGCAACGCAUGACCAGCAAUGGGCAGACCGCCACUCCACCAAACCCAACAAGUCCAAAACGUCAUGCGCUUGGCGAGAUUGACAACAAUGAAGCUUCCGGGUAUGCGGAUGAUACGCUCCCCGCUCCUACGCCAGGGCAACCGCGUAAAUCACACCAGAAGGAUUCGAGACAUCACCCGUAUGCUCGUACCGUAUCGUUAGGGUUACGAGAUGAGGCGGGUCUAGAGGCAACUUCUAGGAAUGGAACAGCUUCAACAAAAGACGUUCGUCGCAGACUGGCAGAUCACAGCGAGAGUGAGGAAGAGCUUCAACUCCAAAUGCUUGCUAGGCGCGGGUCAUCGCGGUCCCCCAUCUCCUCACCCCAGCGGUCCAUGAGCCACUCCACCACUGCCACUGUCGGAUUGAGCAUUCAUGAAGAUGUGGAGAAUUACGGAGGCGAAAAGCAACUGAAGACGCCAAGUUCGACGGUGUCAAUGGCUGCUACUAAGAGUGGGAGCGGUGUGCUUGGUGUUGGGAAGGUUCGUGGGAGUCCGAGGAGGGUUGAAGGGAAGACCGAUAAGGGUGUGAGGAAACAUAGUGGGCGGAUUGGGAGUGCCGGUGGGGUUUCGAGGCUGAAGUAA
This is a messenger RNA of Paracoccidioides brasiliensis Pb18, 1818 nucleotides long. Its product is annotated as phosphoprotein phosphatase CDC14. The transcript is spliced from 2 exons. Gene Ontology annotation, biological process: protein dephosphorylation; microtubule cytoskeleton organization; positive regulation of cytokinesis. The record is from RefSeq and is a predicted model, not a curated record. Gene Ontology annotation, cellular component: mitotic spindle pole body; mitotic spindle midzone; mitotic spindle. Gene Ontology annotation, molecular function: protein tyrosine/serine/threonine phosphatase activity; protein serine/threonine phosphatase activity. The coding region runs from base 1 to 1818 and encodes 605 amino acids.